Molecule: messenger RNA, 4854 nt
Organism: Astyanax mexicanus (Mexican tetra)
Lineage: Eukaryota; Metazoa; Chordata; Actinopteri; Characiformes; Acestrorhamphidae
Product: interferon-induced very large GTPase 1-like
Exons: 2
Coding region: 1-4803 (1600 amino acids)
Molecular function (GO): GTP binding
Source: RefSeq, a predicted model, not a curated record
AUGAUAAAAGGGGAUGCACACCUUGCUGGAAAACACUGGGAUAAAGAAGAGGUUACUGAGGUGAAUGUUGCUGAUCGUAGCGAGAUUUACUGGAAAGAAAAACAACUGCUGGUUGGAGCAGCAGAAGAAAAUCCAGACAAAUAUGAAGCACAACUAAAAAAUAAACAAUUACUAAAUAAACUUAAUCUUACAGAAAACUUUAACCAAAAACUGAAAACUGCAGAUGUUCUGAAAAUAAGUAAACCAUGCACAGAGAAUGAUAGGGUUCAAACUUUCCUACAAAGGCUGCUGCUGAUGAACUACAGAGCAAGAUGUGGAGAAUCUGGUCAAAUUAUCCAAACUCAGAUACCGUCAGUUACUGAUAAUGAUGAUGAAGAUGAUUUUUAUACUGACCUUUUCAAAAGCUCUUCUGAAGAAGCAGUUCAGUCCAGUCUUGUUCACCCCAUGGAUGUUCAGAUGGCCGUGUUCCACUGCUCAGAUAGUUUCCUAAAGCAGCUGAUAGUGACGAAGCUUUCACAGUGUCAGUAUGCUCUGCCUCUACUGGUGCCAGAUCCCUUCACAGGAGAGAUUGAGUUUCCACUGUGGACGUUCCGACAGAUCAGGAAGAGCUGGAAAAGCACUAAUAACUUAAUGAAGAAAAUCAGCAAAGAAAAAAGUAUUGCUACUCUAGAAACUCCAGUGGUUUCAUUUUUCAGGCUUGGUACCACAUCAACAUCAAAGUCUCAGCUGAUGAACAGACUGAUCAAUGAAAAACACGACACGUUCUUCCACAGGGACUGUCCAGGCAGCAGCAGAAAUCGUCUACUGAUGGACGGAGUGGUGGAGAUUGCCUGGUACUGCCCGUCUGGGAAAAGUACUGAUCAUUUCACUGAUUGUGUGGCAUUCUGUAAUCUACACGGUGAAGCAGAAACUCAUGAGAAACAGCUGGAGAUUCUGACUGAAAUGUCCUCAGUGAAUGUGGUGGUUUUAGGUGAUCAAGAAAAAAACAUAAGAUCAACAAAGUUGCAGAAUCUUUAUAAACUGUCAACACCUAUGAUUUGUCUUCUGUCUGAGGAAUCUUCAUCUGUCACUCAGUUGAAGUCUGGAAAAUACAGAAUUGGAAUUAAAAACAGAAAUCAGUCUGAUGUGUCUGCAGAACUAAGAAAAACUAUUGGAGAAUUAAUUUCUAAAACUUUCACACUCGAAAAGUUGGCAGAACUCUCAGAUAUCAAAGUUGAUGAAGAAAAUGGAGAAUGCAAGCAAGGCAAAGAUUCAGCCAAAACAAUGAUAAACUUCCUAGAUAAAAAAGACAUUUUCACAAUGAAGGAAACUCAUUUACCCUGCCACGGGAUACUGUGGAAAAACUGGUGUCAGAAGAACAAGGAACUACAUCGACCUCAAGAUGGCAACUUAGAACUAACGAAAAGCAGACUACGAAUGGAAAUGGAGAAAAUCCGUGAGCAGCAGAAAGCAUGUGGCCUCACUGAAUUCAUGGAUUCAUUUAUAGAAAAACUGAAUACACAAACUGCUGAAGAGAUGAGAUAUUUUCUUAAAUGGAUCACCAUCUUUCUGGACAAGCACAACUCAGAUCUGUCAUUCCUCCAGAAGGAUUAUAAUGACAAGUGGACGAAGAUCUUGAAUCUAAAGAAGAAGCAUGAUAAAUCUGGGCAACUAGAGAAGGAACAAACAGAACUUGAGAACAUUUCAGACAGUUUUAAUGCUGCAACUUUUGGCUUAGAGCACAUCUUUAGAGAGAUUGGUCAGAUAUAUGAAUCACACAUGUCUGUGAAGAAAAAAAAAAAACAAUCAGAAGAAAAACUGAAUAGAUUUUGUCUACCAGAACUUGCAGCAGAACUGAUUAUAUCAGGAUAUCCACUGGAGCUGAUGGAUGGUGAUGCUGCUCAUGUUCCUCUGAUCUGGGUUUCUGCAGUUCUGGAUGAACUAAGCAGGAAACUGGGAGACCAGAGAGUCUUUGUGUUUUCAGUUCUGGGACUUCAGAGCUCAGGGAAAUCCACCAUGCUCAACGCCAUGUUCGGACUCCAGUUUGCAGUCAGUGCUGGAAGAUGCACCAGAGGAGCCUUCAUGCAGCUGGUGAAAGUGUCUGAGGAGAUGAAAGGGGAACUGAAGUUUGACUACAUUCUGGUUGUUGAUACUGAAGGUCUUCGUGCUCCUGAACUGGCUGGAAUGUCAACAAGACAUCAUGAUAAUGAACUGGCAACAUUUGUUGUGGGUCUUGGAAACCUGACUUUGAUCAACAUCUUUGGAGAAAACCCAUCAGAGAUGCAGGACAUCCUUCAGAUUGUUGUUCAGGCCUUCAUGAGGAUGAAGAAGGUCAGACUGAAGCCCAGCUGUGUGUUUGUUCAUCAGAAUGUUACUGAUGUUGCAGCUGGAGAUAAAAACAUGGAAGGAAGGAGACGUCUGCAGGAGAAACUGGAUGAAAUGACAAAUCUUGCAGCUAAAGAAGAAGUUUGUGAGGCAGAAAGUUUCAGUGAUGUCAUUGCAUUUGAUGUACAGGAAGAUGUGAGAUACUUUGCACAGCUCUGGGAGGGCAGCCCACCAAUGGCUCCACCAAACCCAUCGUACAGUGAGUGUGUUCAGGAACUGAAAAAUACCAUUCUCAAAAAAGCAUCUACAACUCACACUCUGACACUGUCCGAAUUCAGCACACGAUUAAAGGACUUGUGGAGCGCACUCCUUCAUGAAAACUUUGUGUUCAGCUUCAGAAACACACUGGAGAUUACAAUUUACCGAAAACUGGAAGCUGAAUUUAGUAAAUGGACCUGGAACCUGAGAAGUGCCAUUUUGAGUAUAGAAGACAAACUUCUGAACAGAAUAGCAAAUGGAGAUCUUCAUGUGGGUGAAAAAGACCUUAUAGGAAAUAUGAAGAAGACACGAGAGGAAGUGACAAAGUCAAUGAUGCAAUUCUUUGAGGAGGACAAGGACAAAUACACUCUGAUUCAGUGGAAAAGCAGAUUCACUUCUAAAAUUGAAGAACUUCAUGAUGAUCUGAUCAGAGAAACAAAAAGAAAACUGUGUGAAGUCAUUGAGCAGAAAAAGACUAAAGAGACGCUGGAGAAAAGAAAGACAGAUUAUGAAAAGAAGCUCUUUAAUCUGAGCAAGGAGCUGGCUCUGAGGCAAAACAAGGAAAAGACAGAUGAACAAACACUCAAGAGAGAAUUUGACAAUGUGUGGAAAAAAUGGAUCACUGACCCCAAACAAGACACACCAAAAAUUAAGGACAUUGAUUUUUGGGAGGAUGUUAGAAGAAUCUUGUCUGAAAGCAAUGAAACGUCCCUUGUGCAUGAACGUCUUUCCCUAAAAGCCUAUAAAAACAUUGACAUCAAUGUUUCCAACAAGAGUGAACAACCUCAAACUCAAACAAAGGGAGGAUGGGCUUCAAACUUUGUGCUAUUUGUCCGUAACAAGCUCACGAAGAAUAAGGAUGUUAAUGCAGAAGAUGAGAUCUUAAUAAGGGAUCUAAUUAAUGACAUUGUUGAGAAAACAUCAAAGUCAGCUGAGGCAAUAUGGCGUACACAGUCUGGCUACAACAGUGGUCAGGUUCAGGAAAUAAUAGAAUUAGUCAAAAACACUGUAAAGAAAUAUCAAACAAAAAAACAGAGCUACUUGUUUAGCAGAGAGCUUACUGUGGAUCUUUGCCUGUUUGCAUGUAAUUUUACAGAACCUACAUUUCUGGAGUGCCACGAACAAUUCACCAAAGCAAAUGAUCCAGAACAUUACCUGGAGAAUCAGAAGGAGCAGUAUUAUAAUGUCUACAAGAACUUCUGCCAAGGUGCCACAACAACAGCAAUAUUUGGAGAACUUCUCUGCAGCAAACUUGAACCAUCAAUCCUGGAAGCAGUUUACAAUGAAAUUGCUAUAAAUGUGGCAGCAGAAAUGAGGGCUUCAAUUCCUGCAUUAAUGAGUAACAGAUCAAACCUGGAGAAGCAUAUCCUUAAAACGCUUGCAGAGAAGGAGAACUUUGAGGACUACAGAGAGUACAUUCACAAUCCCAAACAGUACUUCACAAGAUUCAUCAGGAAUCAGGCUCUCAAGUACCUCAAUAAUGAGAAAAACAAGAUUCAGACCAUUUUCAGAGGAAAUCUGGAAAACAAAAACCUGAAAAUUAACAAUGCAGUGUUUGUUGCUACAGACGAGGUCUUAAAAAAACAAGGAAAUGCCAACAUGUGGAUGGGAUGCUUCUCCAAACCUCUGAAAGAAGAUUUGAAAUUCAGUGAAAUCUCAAAUGUUGAUUUCAUGGAAAUUACAGAUUUUGAUUUUCUUUGCAAAAUUGUAACUGAAGGUCUUACAAAAAUGGUGAAAAAACUACAUGAAGCAGAUAUAAAUCUGGAAAUGCUCCAGAAGAGGUCAGAGAAGAUUCUGAUUGAUCAUUUCUGUCAGUGUUGCUGGGCCCAGUGUCCUUUCUGUAAAGCCAUCUGCAUCAGCACAAUGAAAGACCAUGAUGGAGAACACUGUGUUCCUUUCCAUCGGGCAGAUGGAAUCAUUGGGUGGUAUUACAGCGUAACAGGGGAUCUCGGUUGUGAUUUCUGUACCACUUUGGUCCAGACUGAUAAAGGAUUUUUCCCCAGUGGAGAAUCAAAGUCAGUUCCUUACAAACAGUACAGAACAGCAGGAGGAAAGUACGCUACCUGGAACAUCACCCCCGACUGCUCUGAGAUGCCGUACUGGAAGUGGUUUGUGGGCAGAUUCCAGAAGGACCUGGAAAACCUUUACAGUAAAAAAUUCCAGGGGUCAGGAAAAAUUCCUGAUGAAUGGAAGAAGUACACCAAGGAGGAUGCUUUAGAGAGUUUGAACAAUUACAUAUAAAGACAAAGGAAGGUUAAAUGAAAUCAUUCUCGUAUAUAAUGGCUUCUUGCA